Molecule: messenger RNA, 1084 nt
Organism: Salvia hispanica
Lineage: Eukaryota; Viridiplantae; Streptophyta; Magnoliopsida; Lamiales; Lamiaceae
Source: RefSeq, a predicted model, not a curated record
UGAAUCUUGAUCUGCAGAGGAUCAUAUUUGACACAGAAGGGAAUUUCUCGUUUUCUCAUUUUUAGGGGAAUUCUCAAUUUGUUCCCCUUAACGAUUUCGGAAUUCUUAGAAAUUGCGGUCGAUUUCGCGUUAAAAUUUCUGGAUUCAGAUAAAAAAUUUCGGAAAAGAUGACAAUGGGAGAGCUUCUCCGUAUUCAGCCUUCAGAGCUAAAAUUCCCAUUUGAAGUGAGGAAGCAGAGUUCAUGUGCUCUGCAGUUGGCUAAUAGGACAGAUCAGUAUGUGGCGUUUAAGGUUAAGACAACCAAUCCGAAAAGGUAUUCCGUUCGGCCGAAUGUUGGUGUUGUUUUGCCCUAUUCUGUGUGCAAUAUCACAGUUACUAUGCAAGCACAUAAGGAGGCUCCCCCUGAUAUGCAAUGUAGGGAUAAGUUUCUAGUUCAGAGCGUUAUUGUUCCGAAUGGCACAACAACUAAGGAUAUAAACCAGGAAAUGUUCAACAGGGAGGGUGAAAAGUUUGUCGAUGAGUUCAGAUUAAGGGUCAUUUUCAUUCCUGCAAACCCUCCCUCCCCAGUACCCGAAGAAGAUGAAGAAGUGAGUUCACCUGGAACAUCUUCAACUGAGGAUGAAAUAAAAAAUUCCUCACUGUCUGAACCUGAACGGUCUACUGCCUUAAAGUUGAAAGACGAGAAAGCUUCUGUUAAUAUACAAAAUGAUAAGCUCCUCGGCGAAUUGGAAUCCGUGAGGAAACAAACUGGACAAGGGAGAUUUGGAUCCAUUUUCAUACUUUUAGUUGGGCUUAUUCUCGGAAUAUUGGUGGGAUACUUUCUCAGGAUACAAGUGCCUACACUGCAGUAAGGUUUGGUCUUUGUUCAGAUGCCAUACAUUUGCUCACCGGAAUCUCUUUCAGUCUUGUCCUUAGUAGAGACUUUAGGUUUAUUAUUUAAUUUUUCGCAGGAAGAUAUUGGCUUUCUGUUAUGUAGUACCAAAUUUUGGUAUCUGAUUCUUGUAGAAAACAUCGGCAUACAAAAUGUCUUGGUUCAUUCAGCCUGACCUUAAUGAAAUAGGUGAAGGUGACGUGCUUUUUUAAA